CUUGGCUCUCUCCUCCAAUUCAACAUAUAUAUAUAGUAAUCGUUUCCCUUUAUAAUUCCUACUUUGCCACUAAAUUAGGGUUUUUCAAGCCGGCCUCGUCGACGUCCAGGCGCCAUGGUGAACGUUCCCAAGACAAAGAAGACUUAUUGCAAGAGCAAGGAGUGCAGGAAGCACACUUUGCACAAGGUUACACAAUAUAAGAAGGGAAAGGAUAGUCUUGCUGCUCAGGGAAAGCGUCGGUACGAUCGCAAGCAAUCAGGAUAUGGAGGUCAGACCAAGCCUGUGUUUCACAAGAAGGCAAAAACUACCAAGAAGAUUGUGUUGAGGCUACAAUGCCAAGGGUGCAAACACGUAUCCCAGCACCCCAUCAAGAGAUGCAAGCACUUCGAAAUUGGUGGAGACAAGAAGGGAAAGGGAACUUCUCUUUUUUAGACCCUUUUAUCAGUUUAUCUUUUGUCAUUUCUUUUUCACAAGAUUAUUUGUACGAGUUCCUGCAGAAUUACUGUGUUGUUCAGCUAUUAGUUCUACAUGUCUUAAUGAUACUAUUUAGCUGAAACUUUCUUAUCUUAAUUAUUGAAUUCCAAAAUUUUGACUCUUUUUUUGA
Molecule: messenger RNA, 604 nt
Organism: Benincasa hispida (wax gourd)
Lineage: Eukaryota; Viridiplantae; Streptophyta; Magnoliopsida; Cucurbitales; Cucurbitaceae
Product: large ribosomal subunit protein eL42
Biological process (GO): translation
Cellular component (GO): ribosome
Molecular function (GO): structural constituent of ribosome
Source: RefSeq, a predicted model, not a curated record